AUGUUUCUGCACCUGCUGUUCAUCUUCGCUCCCCUCUACACAGACGCUUUGAAAUGCUACGAAGGUUUGUGUUUGUUCUUUUCUCACAAGGAAGUUGAUUCGACUUUUUUCUUGGGGCUCAAACUGUACCCAGAGACUCUAUGAGGAACUUGCCCUAUAUGGCGGUUGCAAAAUUCAAUGAGCUAUUGAGAAACUCUGAAUAUUUUCGUCUCAUUAGUUAGCCUUUUUUCCAAAAUACUUAUUAGGAAAUUCUAUAUAAUUCUAAGCGAAUUCUUCUAAUUAUGAUUUGAGUCGUAACGUAUCUCUUCCUGCCAUUUUCGGUCACUUGGUCUGAAAAAACUACUAAACUAAAUCCAAGCGCUUGUUUUAGAAUGAACAGGAAAACCCCUUGGUUUAUGACGUGAUUUUUUUCGAAACUUGUUUUUUAAUCGUUAUACCUCUCCUUCCUCAAGAAAAAGCUAAUUUGAUAAGUCGAACAAAAGCUUGAAGCUUGAAGAACAACAAGAAGAAAAAGAAGAAUUACAAGUAAAUGUUAGGUUCGCGAGGAGUCGUCAACGGAGAGGACUCGAAAAACUUCGUGGAGAACCAGUGCGACGACAACAUGAAGUACUGCUUCGAGUCGUUCAACUCGAACCUGACGGACGUGACGGCGAGCUGUCAGACGAUGGGCACCGACACGAAGCUACUCGACGUCUGCAAGGUGAGCCGCUCUCCAGACCUUUUCGAAUUUCCCGUUUUGGAGAAUUUGAAACUACUGUUCAAACCUUUGAAAUUCUAGUUAAGAACCGCUACCAAAAAGGUCAAUAAAUAAACACAUUUUGUCGAAAUUAAAACUUUAGGGUUUUUUUUUUUUCAUAUAAAUUGUUUUUUACUUUUUAUGGAACGAACUUCAACUGAAUUGCGUAAUUUUUCUUCUUCGGUAAAGUUGGAAAUAAAAAAAUUCUGAAAUUUUUUUAACCAAAAAAAGACAGCUACUUUAGGACUUCAGGAAUAAAAAGAAAAAAACUUUAUUUUUUUAAAGAUCUGUGUAGUUUAUGCUCUUCGACGAUUGAGAAUUUAAAAAAACAGGAUCUGUUGCAGAAAAUUUUUAUUUUUCUGGAUCAGAAAAAUAAAUAAAGGAAUAACUCAGGAGGACCAAAAGUUUUCUUCAGCAAAGUUUCAUCAAAACUUCGACCAGGAGCUAAAAAAAAUGAUAUCUUGUAAGCUUUCCUGGAUGAAUUAUAGGCGAUCGCAUAAUUCUGACGGUUAGACCGAAAAGGCAGGGUUUCAAAAGGCCACAUUUCAAAACUUCUUCACGUUUCAACGGCGUGAAUCUUCGCAAUUCAAAACGUUAACGACUAUCCAAACUCAUUCCCAUCAUGGAGCCACCGAGAAAAUUAUGAAAAUCACAAAAAGGCCGAAAAGAACUUCCUUGUCAGUUUCUGCUUGCAGCUCGACGGCCUCUGCAAGAACCGCUCCGAGAUCGACGUGACCGUCUGUUGCUGCAGCUCCGACCUGUGCAACCUGCAGGUCUCGCUUCGGCCCACCACUGAGACUCCUCCGGCGGUUCUCGACUCCGUCCAGCAGUCCAGGGACAAGCUCCGAGCCAGUCGUCGAGUCAGGAAUUGA
Messenger RNA from Caenorhabditis auriculariae, 1608 nucleotides. The record is from the annotation of a GenBank genome assembly. NCBI's taxonomy places the organism in Eukaryota, Metazoa, Nematoda, Chromadorea, Rhabditida, Rhabditidae.